Messenger RNA from Limulus polyphemus (Atlantic horseshoe crab), 2254 nucleotides. Its product is annotated as heterogeneous nuclear ribonucleoprotein D-like. Gene Ontology annotation, cellular component: nucleoplasm. The record is from RefSeq and is a predicted model, not a curated record. Gene Ontology annotation, biological process: regulation of gene expression. Gene Ontology annotation, molecular function: RNA binding. NCBI's taxonomy places the organism in Eukaryota, Metazoa, Arthropoda, Merostomata, Xiphosura, Limulidae. The transcript is spliced from 7 exons. The coding region runs from base 145 to 1140 and encodes 331 amino acids.
UGGUAUUAGUCUAUAAAUAUUGUCUGUGAAGAACGUUUUUUUCUUUAGCGGCGAAGUUCUUUGUUAACGUAAUUGUGUAAUUUGUUAACAUAUAUUUCAUUUUUAGUUUGGAAGAAUAUUAAGUUUUUAUAAAUACUUAGUAAAAUGGGUGACGAUAAUCAAUAUAAUGGGCAGAAUCAAGAUUACAGUGACUACAACGAUGGCCAGUAUGGACAAUAUCAGCAAGAAGGCAUGGAAACUGAUGGCGCCAUGCAAGGAGGAGACAGUCUAAUGGAUUCUGGUAAAGGAAGAUCUGAUGACGAUAGGAAACUUUUUGUUGGAGGAGUUAGUUGGGAUACCCAGACAAGUGAUUUAAAGGAUUAUUUUUCAAAGUAUGGUGAAGUAACCGAUGUGAAUAUCAAAACUGAUCCUAACACUGGGAAAUCCAGGGGGUUUGCCUUUGUCACUUUUGCCUCGCAGGAAUCUGUAGAUGCUGUAUUAAAAGAUACAACACACAGUGUAAAGGGGAAGCAGAUUGACCCAAAGAGAGCCAAGGCCAAGCCUGGAUUGAAGAAAAUCUUCGUUGGAGGGCUUGAUCCUGAUAUGCCAGAGAGUGAUAUCAGAGCUUAUUUUGAGCAGUAUGGCAAGGUUGAGACUAUUGAGCUACCAAUUGACAAGGUGAAGAAUCAAAGGAGACAGUUUGCUUUCAUAACUUUUGAGUCUGAAGAUGCUGUGAAGGAGAUAACUAAACAACCAAAGCAGAUGAUAGGAAGUAAGGAAUGUGAUGUGAAAAAGGCUGCACCUAAAUUAGAUCCACGCUCCACACGUGGAGGAUUUAUGGGAGGUUGGGGAGCCCCUAAUACUGUUGCAGAAAGGGGUCGUGGAAGAGGAGGAUAUCAGGCACCAAGCUGGGGUAGUCAGGGCUAUGGAGGAUAUAAUCAAGGUUAUGGCAGUUAUAAUCAAGGAUAUGGUAGUUAUGACUACAGUGGCUAUGGUGGUGACUAUAGUGGUGGAUAUGGAGGUUAUGACUACACUGGGUGGGGAUAUGGACAAAACUAUGAAAUGGGUUCUGUUACAGGUCAACAGGCCAGUGGCUAUGGAAAGACAAGGGGAGCUGGACGAGGUGGUGCCACCGCUACCACCUAUCACCCAUAUCGAUAAAUUUUUAUAAUGAAGUUUCUUUGUGCUACAGGAUCUUUCUUAUUUUGGCAUCAUAGUUUCAUGUGAACUUCAUCUUUGUGCAUGCUUCUCUCCUGAUGUACAUAGAUUGUGCUUAAUAAAAAUUUUAAUAGUAUUAGUGAUGCACAUGAGUGACUGUAUUGAAAACGCUCCAGUGUUCUAGUGGAGUACGUAUUUUCCUUAACAUCAAUUUCUAACAGUUGUGAGGCUUACAUUAUUUUUUUUACUUUAGAAAUGAGUUAAUUUUCGUGCAAAAUAUUACAUCUUAUUCAAAAAUAUGAACAGUCUUAAUCUACAUAAAUAAUGGGGAAGGUUUAAUGGGUACAUUUUAAAACUAUAAAAUGUUAAGCAACACUUUAUGGCAUUUUCUAUUAAAUGAGAGGAAAUUAACUGUUGUGAUUGAUAAAAAAAAAAGUCACCUGGCAUACUUUAAAGGAUUAUAGAUGGCACUCACUGCACAUCUUGUAUUACACAGGCGGUAAUCAUGACAAAUCUAUUUCAAUAUGCUAAAAAAGAUAUAAAUUUGUUUUUGUUUUGUUAGUUGUGGAUUUUAUUUUUCAGCGUAAAAAAUUUAAACUUUCCUUUAAAUAUUAUGCUGCCAGAGAAACCAUUGUGUUGUAGUAAAGGCUAUAUAUUGAAUGAAAACUAAAAUUGGUGAUCAGUGUUGUACAUGUUCUAUUAAAUAAGAAAAGUUGUGUUAUUAUUUUAAUUAGUGUGCUCUUCGAAGAUUGAUUUCGUACGUUGGUUGUCGCUUGGAAAAAGUAUAAAAUGUUUACAUUAUUUAGACAGUACCUCAGAAGUACCUGGAAAACUGAAUAAUCAAUUGAAGCUUUAAGCCUUAAAGAACUGUUUUAAGACCGGUUACGAAUUUUCUAAAAAAAGACUGCAUUAAAUAGUUUCCUCGGAGUAUCACCAACUCUUAAAUUCACGGUAGAAUUUAUAUGAAUUUAGCGAUUUUAACCGUAAGAUUUUUAUUGUGUGCGUACUGCUUUGCUAGUGUAUGUGUAGUUGUAUGCAAAAAAUAUCAACCAUAUUAUGACUGCCUAUUUGAAUGUUACUGAUGUCAACUUAAGAAUAAAAGGCUGUGUACUGUUAA